AUGUCGAGUUACGGCAGUAUCUCUCCCUCGGACGAAGGAUUCGACCGAUAUGAGCCUCCCUUCUAUUGUCCACCUAGUCAUCAAGGAAGCCCCAUGGACGGCGGAGUGUACUGGCCUGGAGUCGAGCCCGAGUUCGACUCCCGGGACGUGUACCACGACAACCAGCACUACAUCUCCAGGAGCUACGGUUACGACGACGUGAACAUGUCCAACGACCCCUACGAAGGCUUCCAGAACGUGCACCAGAACUACAUGCAGAACAACAUAGGCAUGGACUGCGAGCUCCAGCUACCCCGCUACCCCCGCCCCGCUGGCCCCUCCUUCGUCCGCGUGGUCAAGCGGCGCAGCACGGCCAACAAGAAGGAGCGCCGGCGCACGCAGAGCAUCAACACUGCCUUCACGGACCUGAGGGAGUGUAUACCCAAUGUGCCGCCUGACACCAAGUUAUCUAAGACGGCAGUGCGGUCGGCGGGCGUGAACGCUGCGUUCUCGCUGCUGCGCGCACGCAUCCCGCGCGUCGCGCCCGACACUAAACUAUCCAAGAUCAAAACGCUUCGACUGGCCACCUCCUACAUCUCGUACCUCCUCAAGGUCCUAGAGACGGACGGGGAACCGGCAGGAGGCUUCAGAGCUGACCUGCAUCACGCGCAACCGCGCCGGAGAGCUGACACACAGAGCACAGCAGAGAAGAGAGGGAACGGGCGAACGGGCUGGCCGCAGCACGUGUGGGCGCUGGAGCUCAAAACAGAACAGAACCUGAAGACCUAGCUCUAGGUCUAGGUCUAGACCCAGAGCCUGUGACAGU
Messenger RNA from Cydia amplana, 805 nucleotides. RefSeq names its product heart- and neural crest derivatives-expressed protein 2 (gene Hand). Gene Ontology annotation, molecular function: RNA polymerase II transcription regulatory region sequence-specific DNA binding; protein dimerization activity; DNA-binding transcription factor activity, RNA polymerase II-specific. The record is from RefSeq and is a predicted model, not a curated record. Bases 1 to 768 code for a protein of 255 amino acids. NCBI's taxonomy places the organism in Eukaryota, Metazoa, Arthropoda, Insecta, Lepidoptera, Tortricidae. The transcript is spliced from 8 exons. Gene Ontology annotation, biological process: developmental process; regulation of transcription by RNA polymerase II.